Messenger RNA from Sturnus vulgaris (Common starling), 3849 nucleotides. RefSeq names its product protocadherin 11 X-linked (gene PCDH11X). The record is from RefSeq and is a predicted model, not a curated record. Gene Ontology annotation, biological process: homophilic cell-cell adhesion. Lineage: Eukaryota; Metazoa; Chordata; Aves; Passeriformes; Sturnidae. Gene Ontology annotation, cellular component: plasma membrane. Gene Ontology annotation, molecular function: calcium ion binding.
UGCGCUGCGGAGCCGCACCGAGUUCAGAGUCUCUCCGCGCAACUUGGGUUACGCGGCCGGACCUCUGCGGACUGGUGCGGAGCUUCCAGGGCGCGACUGCCUUGCCAUCUUCUCGCGGCUGCAAAAGCAGAUAAUUGACUAAACCCAACAGAAAUAAAACAAACUCAGGUUACCUAAAAGUUAGGAUAUCUUUUUUUUUUUUUUUUUUUCCCCCCCGUUUCUUUUGCAAUUUUAUUCCCUAUGUGGAAGUCGCGUGUGAUUCGUGCUCGGCACACUGCAUGGGAAGAAGCGGCUGGCGCUUUGGAUCGAGGAUUUGCUGUUGCAAAGCUGUCUAACUUCCAUGCAGCGGGGCAGCCUUCACUACUCUAAACGCCUUGAUGAUGUGCUGAGGAGCCCAUGUAGAUUGGCAUCUUGUGCAGAGAAGGCGCUUAAGCUACUCCUGGCAUUCUACACGGAUACUCAUUAGUCAUUCUGGAGAUGGACUUGCUGUCUGGAACCUACCUCUUGGCAGUCUUGUUGGCCUGCAUCGUGUUCCAAUCUGGCGCACAGGAGAAGAAUUACACCGUGCGGGAAGAACUGCCCGAAAAUGUCCUCAUUGGCAACCUGCUCAAGGAUCUCAACCUAACGCUGGACCCAGACGUGCCCCUGUCCUCCCCCCUGCAGUUCAAGCUGGUGUACAAAACUGGGGAUGUGCCCCUGGUGAGGGUGGAGGAGAACACGGGGGAGAUCUUCACGGCCGCCAACCGCAUCGACCGCGAGAAGCUGUGCGCCGGCAUCCUCAGCGAGAGCCGCUGCUUCUACGAGGUGGAGGUGGCUGUGCUGCCCGACGAGGUCUUCAGGCUGGUCAAGAUCAGGUUCCUGAUCGAGGAUAUAAAUGACAACGCCCCCCUUUUCCCCUCGACAGUAAUUAAUAUCUCUAUCCCUGAGAACACAGCCAUCAAUUCCCGCUACUCUGUCCCGUCUGCCAUCGACCCGGACAUCGGGGUGAACGGGAUCCAGCACUAUGAGCUCCUCAAGCCCAAAACAGCUCCGAAAAGGACAUUUGGAUCCAUUACAAAUGACCAGGGUCAAAAUGUAUUUGGUCUUGACAUAACUGAGACACCUGAGGGAGAUAAGUGGCCUCAACUGAUUGUCCAGCAGAUCCUGGAUAGGGAGCAGAAGGACACCUAUGUGAUGAAAAUCAAGGUUGAAGAUGGUGGGAGCCCCCCAAGGUCCAGCACUGCCAUCCUGCAGGUGACAGUGACCGACGUCAACGACAACCGCCCGGUGUUCAAAGAGAACGACAUCGAGGUCAGCGUGCCAGAAAACGCCCCCGUGGGCACCUCCGUGUCCCAGCUGCACGCCACCGACGCUGACCUGGGCUCAAAUGCACAAAUCCACUUCUACUUCAGCAACCAGAUCUCCAGUCUGGCCAAAAGGCUCUUUGCCAUCGAUAACACCACUGGGCUCAUCACCAUCAGGGAGCCGCUGGACAGGGAGGAAUCUCCUGUGCACAAGCUGACGGUGUUGGCAAGCGAUGGCACCUCCACUCCCUCGAGAGCCACGGUCACUGUCAACGUCACAGAUAUCAAUGACAACGUCCCAUCGAUAGACACGAGGUACAUCAUCAACCCUGUGAAUGGGACAGUGCUUUUGUCUGAGAAGGCUCCCCUCAAUACAAAAAUUGCUUUGAUAACGGUGAUGGACAAGGAUGCUGAUCAGAACGGGAAAGUUACCUGUUUUACAGAUCACGAUGUCCCCUUCAGGCUAAAACCAGUGUUUGAUAAUCAGUUUCUCCUGGAGACAGCCACGUUUCUAGACUAUGAAGCUACACGGGAAUAUGCCAUCAAAAUAGUGGCUUCAGAUUCUGGGAAGCCUCCCUUAAACCAGUCUGCAAUGCUCCUGAUCAAAAUUAAAGAUGAAAACGACAACGCCCCGGUUUUCACGCAGCCAAUCAUCGGCCUUUCCAUCCCUGAGAACAACGCUCCUGGCACUCAGCUAACCAAGAUCAGCGCCACAGAUGCUGACAGCGGGCGGAAUGCCGAGAUCAGCUACAUCCUGGGCUCUGAUGCACCCCCAAUUUUCAACCUGGACCGCCGCACAGGCAUCCUGACAGCAGUGAGAAAGCUGGACAGAGAAAAGCAAGACAGGUACUCUUUCACUGUGCUGGCUAAGGAUAACGGGAUGCCACCUUUGCAGACCAAUGCUACCGUGACGGUGUCAGUGCUGGACCAGAAUGAUAACAGCCCUGCUUUCACACAUAGUGAAUAUAAUUUCUAUGUGCCAGAAAACCUGCCCAUGUAUGGCACAGUGGGGCUUAUCACAGUCACGGACGCUGACGCGGGAGACAACGCUGCGGUCACCCUCUCUAUCUUAAAUGGUAGAGAUAAUUUCAUUAUAGAUCCACUUACUGGUGUAAUAAGACCUAAUAUUACCUUUGAUAGGGAGCAGCAGGGGUCAUACACUUUCCAGGUGAAAGCAGUGGACGGAGGAAGACUGCAGCGUUCCUCAACUGCCAAAGUGACCAUCAAUGUUGUUGAUGUAAAUGAUAACAGGCCCGUUUUUGUUAUUCCCUCAUCUAAUUAUUCCUAUGAGCUGGUCCCAACGUCAGCCAGCCCUGGGUCUGUAGUCACUAAAGUCUUUGCAGUCGAUAACGACACGGGAAUGAACGCAGAGCUCCGCUAUAGCAUCAUAGGUGGGAACUCCAGGGGCUUGUUUACCAUUGACCAAUUAACAGGCAAUAUUACUUUGAAAGAGAAGGUAAUUGGAUCAGAUCAUGGCUUGCACAGACUGGUGAUCAAGGUGAAUGACCUGGGACAGCCGGAGUCUCUUUACACCAUAGCUCUUGUGCACUUGUUUGUGAACGAGACCGUCACCAACAGCUCCUACGUGCAAGAGCUGGUGCGUAGGAAUAUGGAAACUCCAGUGGGCCAGAACAUUGGGGAUGGUGAGAUAACCCCACAGACCAAUGAUUAUGUCAAGAUCAUCAUUGCCAUUAUUGCAGGCACCAUGACAGUUAUUCUGGUAAUUUUUGUUACCGCUUUAGUCCGGUGUCGCCAGACUCCCAGGCACAAGGUUGUCCAGAAGAAUAAGCAGAGUGGGGAAUGGGUUUCCCCCAACCAAGAGAAUAGGCAGAUCAAGAAAAAGAAGAAGAAGAAGAAGCGCUCUCCAAAGAGUCUCCUCCUCAACUUUGUGACUAUUGAAGAGUCUAAGCCUGAUGAUCCUGGCCACGAGCACAUAAAUGGCACUUUAGACAUUCCCGUAGAGCUAGAAGAACAGACUAUGGGAAAAUAUAACUGGGCCACCACACCAACCACAUUUAAACCUGAUAGCCCAGACUUAGCAAAGCACUACAAGUCUGCUUCUCCGCAGCCUACCUUUCAAAUUAAACCUGAGACUCCUGUACCCCCCAAGAAGCACCAUGUCAUUCAGGAAUUGCCUCUAGAUAACACCUUUGUGGUGGGCUGUGACUCACUUUCCAAGUGCUCAUCCAGCAGCUCGGACCCUUACAGUGUUUCUGAAUGCAGCUGUCAAGGAGGCUUCAAGACCCCAGGCCCCAUACACACCAGACAGCUCUGAAGGCCAGCCCAGCUGAUGUUAUGUUCUGAAGUCGUACGUGUACUCAGUGAUGUUAAGCCAGCAAAUAUGAGAACAAGGAAAUAGCACGAGAAAGCCCUUUGUCCUGUGUCUGGGUGCCGAAGAAAUUUAUCGCCUCAUCUCCAGAGGGGUUUGGAAGUGACGAUGAACUGUUCAAGCUGCCCUACUGAAAGGUAUCAAGGGCAAGGAUUUUUUUAAAAAGGAAAAGACAAAGAAGUUUUAGUACGUUGUGCUAUAGUGUUCUAUAACGUAGUUUUGCUAAGAGAAAAAAAA